Molecule: messenger RNA, 864 nt
Organism: Diaporthe amygdali
Lineage: Eukaryota; Fungi; Ascomycota; Sordariomycetes; Diaporthales; Diaporthaceae
Product: gaf domain nucleotide-binding protein
Exons: 8
Coding region: 1-864 (287 amino acids)
Cellular component (GO): cytosol
Molecular function (GO): L-methionine (R)-S-oxide reductase activity; protein binding
Source: RefSeq, a predicted model, not a curated record
AUGGUCCACGCCGACGCCUCGACCUUUGCCAAGGGCGUCUCGAAGGAGGAGGCCCUGCAGCAGGUGCUCGACCAGGCCGCGGCGCUGUUCGAUGGCCAGAGAAACUGGGUUGCAAACCUGGCAAACACGGCGUCGUUGCUGUGGCACGCCUACAAGAGUCUCCCUUCUCCGAGCAAGGACGUGAACUGGGCUGGGUUCUACGUCCUCGACCCGUCCUCGCACGGCAACCGCCUCAUCCUGGGCCCGUUCAUGGGCCAGGUGGCAUGCCAAACGAUCGACUUCGGCCGCGGCGUGUGCGGCACGGCGGCGUCGACGAGGCAAACGCAGCUCGUCCCGGACGUCGACGCCUUCCCGGGCCACAUCGCGUGUGACGGGGCAUCCAAGAGCGAGAUCGUCGUCCCGGUCACGGUGGAGGUGGUCAGCCCCGAGGAGGGAGGGCACGUGGAGAAGAAGGUGGUUGGGAUCAUCGACAUCGACUGCGCCGAGAAGAAUGGGUUCAAUGAGACGGACAAGAAGUAUUUGGAGGAGUUGGCUGCUCUAUUGGGCAGGGCGUGUGACUGCACUGGCGACGUAGGCUGGACGCGUGGGGGUCAGACUGGCUACGAUGGCACAAUGUUCAUCGAGACAGAUGAGCUGCUGGCACCAGCACUGCAAUGCUACUGUCAUCUAUCCCACACUGUCGACUCUCUGUCUCUGACCUCUCUCAAGCUGCCGAUGGCUCCCUCGGUACAAAUGAGGCAACAUCUCGUCUCACCGCCUGCCCCUAUACUUGGCCCAGUAUCCACAUGGCAUAGGUCACUAUUGAUUUUGCGCAUUACCACCGUGAACGGCGGCAUGGAAGAAACAAUGCCGACGAGCUCAUGA